AAGUCGUGUCGUUUUCGUAAGCGUAAAGCAUAUGGUGGCGAUUGUAAUCAUUUCAUUACCGGAACGUUGCUGUGUAAAAUUUCUUCUUGUAUUUGUGUUAUCGCUAUCAGUUAAGUAGUUAUGGGAUCAUCUCGACAUAGAGACCGAAGUCGGGAUAGAGAAAGAGACCGUGAUCGUGACCAUGAAAGGGGUCGCGAUAGGGACCGUGACAGAAGGGAUCGUAAACGACGUAGUCGAGACAGAGAUCGUCACCGUGAUCGUGAACGUCGAGAUAGAGAACGAAGAAGUAGAAGUAGGCAUCGCGAGCGUACCCCAGAAAAAACUGCAAUUCCUGAUGGAAACAAACUACUUGCGGAAACAUUGGCCACGAUUGCAGCUACAAGAAAUUAUGCCGCACUUGUAGCACAACGUAAUGGCGAGUUGGCUAACGAGAAUUCGAAUUCCCAAGGGGAAGAAUCAAACUUGGAGGACGAGAGACGACGCAAACGAAGGUCUCGUUGGGCAGGAGGCGAACACGAAAAGAUUUUUAUCCCCGGGAUGCCAACUAUCUUGCCAUGCAAUCUCAGUAAGGAGCAGGAGGAAGCAUAUUUACUUCAACUCCAGAUAGAGGAAGUCAGCCGAAAACUUCGUUCAGGCGACCUAGGGAUCUCACCGAAUCCUGAAGAAAGAUCACCUUCUCCAGAGCCUAUAUACAGUAGCGAUGGGAAACGUUUGAAUACAAGAGAGUUUCGAACAAGACGGCGACUUGAAGAGGAGCGUCACAAUUUGGUUUUACGAAUGCAGACAAUUAAUCCAGAAUUUAAACCACCUGUUGAUUAUAAUCGGCCGCCUGUAAUCAGGGUGAGUGAUAAAGUUAUGAUUCCCCAAGAAGAGCAUCCCGAAAUCAACUUUGUCGGAUUGUUAAUUGGACCAAGAGGAAAUACUUUAAAAACAAUGGAAAAAGAAACUGGUGCGAAGAUCAUCAUACGUGGUAAAGGUAGUGUCAAGGAGGGGAAAGUGGGCCGCAAGGACGGACAACCAUUACCGGGAGAAGACGAACCAUUGCAUGCCUACAUCACAGCUACCAAUCCAGAGAACGUGAAGAAAGCUGUAGAAAAGAUUAAGGAAGUCAUUCGUCAAGGCGUUGAAGUACCCGAGAGCCAGAACGACUUACGUCGUAUGCAGUUACGAGAGUUGGCACAAUUGAAUGGAACAUUGCGCGAAAAUGAAGGUUUAAGGUGCAAUAAUUGCGGUGCAACUGAUCACAAAUCGUGGCUGUGUCCAGAUAAGCCCAAUGUGACCAACAAUAUAGUGUGCUCCAGUUGUGGUGCUGCAGGACAUAUUGCCAGAGAUUGUAGACAAAAGAGACCGGGUCAAGGCGGCCCACCAGUUACAGGAGAUAAAGCAAAAAUAGAUGAAGAAUACAUGUCACUGAUGGCAGAAUUAGGUGAAGGUCCUCCACCACAAACAACUACGAGCAGUACCACUUCAACUACGACAAGAAAAAUAACAACCGGUAUAAAUCUGUUUGAACAGCAAAUGCAACCGAGACCCCUCAUGCCACCCCCUCCUACUAUCCAAUCACAUAUCCUACAUUCCACCAUUAAUGGAAUGAGUGCUGCCCCAUGGGCUACAGCCGCUAACUUAACCUGGCAGCCGGGACCUCCUGGUAUAAUGCCACCCCCUCCGCCACCUGGUGCAUCGAGUCCUCCUCAGAUAGGAAUGAGUUGGAUGGCUACAAAUAAUCAGCCUCCACCUCCUGGCGCUUCAACCGCUACUACUACUGUUACUUCAAUGCAACAGUGGCAAAGCACUCAGUUUGUUUGGCCACCGGCACCUCCCAGCGCUAGCUUAGCGCCACCGCCUCCACCAGGAAUAGACAUGAGCAGCUUGUUGUCUGCCCCUCCACCACCGCCUCCAUCUUAAACUGUGUACAAGUGUGCAUAUUUUCAUAUUGCAGUUUCUAUUAAGUAAGAAAUUAAUUCUUAAUAAUGGGUAAAAUGUAGUUACAUGAUUUUGUAAUUUUAAUUGUAGGAUGUAUUACGAGAAAAAUUAAUAUGUAAGCAUUGAUGUUGAUAAUUUUGAAUGUGGAUGUAUAUACAUAGGAAUCUAUGUAACAAUAAAAUACAAUAGUGGUA
Messenger RNA from Photinus pyralis (common eastern firefly), 2117 nucleotides. Its product is annotated as splicing factor 1-like. The record is from RefSeq and is a predicted model, not a curated record. Gene Ontology annotation, molecular function: mRNA binding; zinc ion binding. Gene Ontology annotation, biological process: regulation of mRNA splicing, via spliceosome. Lineage: Eukaryota; Metazoa; Arthropoda; Insecta; Coleoptera; Lampyridae. The transcript is spliced from 8 exons. Gene Ontology annotation, cellular component: nucleus. The coding region runs from base 121 to 1905 and encodes 594 amino acids.